Molecule: messenger RNA, 1574 nt
Organism: Polyodon spathula (Mississippi paddlefish)
Lineage: Eukaryota; Metazoa; Chordata; Actinopteri; Acipenseriformes; Polyodontidae
Gene: nop53
Product: NOP53 ribosome biogenesis factor
Exons: 14
Coding region: 37-1497 (486 amino acids)
Biological process (GO): rRNA processing; ribosomal large subunit assembly
Cellular component (GO): nucleolus
Molecular function (GO): 5S rRNA binding
Source: RefSeq, a predicted model, not a curated record
GCAGAUUCGCCUCCUCCUUCUUUCCACUGUCGCGAAAUGGCGUCCGGGACACGCAAGGGAGGCAUGGCCGCACCUCGGGACGGGUUUCUCAGCUUUAAAACGGACCUGAACCCGUCCGGACCCAAAAACAAGAAGAAGAAACAGCUCAACAAGAAUAAAAAAAAGAGCUGGGGCAAACACAGCGACGUGCGGGACGUGGAGGAGUUUCUGGAGGACGUGCGCUUUCAGGAGCGGACUGUCGGCGGCCUCAUCUCAGAGAAGCCUGAUGACAGUCUGUUCUUUGUUGACGCAGGAGGUGAGAGGAGAGACUCAAAUCUCGACAAGGACAAGCCUCUGCAGGACGAUGUGAUUCUGCAGCCUGACUCUCGCAUCCCGGCUCCCACAGACGUUUCCAGCGGCCUCGACUCCGAGAAGCCCGAUGGCAGUCGGCACCGCAAGGACAAGCCUCUGCGGAUCGAUGUGAUUCUGCAGUCGGACUCUCGCAUCCCGGCUCCCAAAGAUGUGCUGGCACACCAGAUUCCCAACGCGAAGAAGCUGCGAGUCAUCGCCCAGCGUGCUCAGCAACUGGAGGCCCGCGGCGUGGUGCCACGGCAACAGAGACUGCUCCAGGCGCGGCUGCAGAGAUCCCUCGCCAGGAAGGGGAAGGCAAACAAACCGGCAGCAAACAACGACCCUCAGAGAGGGUUCUACGAUCUGUGGAGCGGAGCAGCUGCUGAGACUGCAGACCCCUGGUAUCUACAGCAGACCAAGAAGAUGCUAGUCAAGCGUCCAGCGCGUCUCAAUGUGAAGCCCUCCACUCUCCCUGCUGUCGAGGUUCCUGCCCCUGGAGCUUCCUACAACCCUGACUUCCUGUCUCACCAGGCUCUGCUGCGUCAAGGCCAUGAGAUAGAGCUGAAGAAACAGAAAGCUGAGCUGAGGCUAGAGCGCCAGCUGGCCUUCCCCAAGGAGCAGAUAGCCACUCGGGAGUCGGUGUUCCAGGAGGAGGUGGAGGGGCUGAUAGAGGACUCGGAGGACGAGGGGCCUCAUGAUGAAUACACUCCCCAGUACCAGGCUGCCUCUAGAGAGAAGAAAACGGAGAGGCAGAGAAAGUGGGAGAGACAGCUGAGAGAGAGGGAGAAGCGUUGGAAGGCCCUGCGACAAGCCAGGGACCGGCAGCAGCAGCUAUUCCGGCUCCGCUCCCUCAAGGCGGAGGUGCUGCGGCAGGAGGAGACCACGGGCCUCAGGAAGGAGGCGCGUCGGGCCAAAAAGCUUGAGGAGGAGAGCAUGCCACGAAGACUGGGGAAACUCAAAUACCAGGAGCCAGACCUGGAUCUGCAGCUGAGCUCUGAGAUGGCAGGAUCUCUUCGCAAACUCAAGCCAGAGGGCAGCAUCCUCAAGGAUCGCUUCAAGAGCCUGCAGAAGAGGAACCUGAUCGAGCCGAGAGAGCGAGCAAAGUUCGUGAGAAAGCACAAACUGAAAUACGUGGAGAAGAGGGCCUUCAGGGAAGUCACGUUGUAAGCUACGCCCCGAAGACCAGCCUCCCCACACUGUGGACCAGCUCUCCGUCCCGUUCAAUAAAGCUUUAUUAUACUCUG